CCCCUCAAGAUCAGGCCUGGCACAUUAGAACAGCAUCUUGUACUUGAGCUGGGAAUAAAUCACCUCGCCCUUGGCUCUCGCCUCUGCAGUUCACUGCCUCUUUCCCUGGCCGCUUGACCCUUUCUUUAUCUAGUGGCCCCUCAGCAAUGAUUUCUAGAAUGCCAUAGGUCUUUGGCGCCUCGAUUUUUGCCCUGACUCCCCCUGGCUUCCAAGACCCUCUUUCAUCCAAGCAUGAGUUUGGCCCAUACCACCGUGCUCCUGUGGGCCUGGGGCAGUCUCCAGGCCUUUGAAAUCGUGGAGAAGGAGAGCGUUUUUCAAAGGACACCUUGCCCUGCUUUCCUGGUGUUUGAUAACGCUGCCUACCUGGCUGAUAUGAGCUUUGAGCUUCCCUGUCACUGCAAACCCGAGGAUGUUUCUGCUGUGGUCUGGUAUUACCAGAAGCACUUGGGGAGCAGGUACACCACGGUGCUCACAGACUUUGAUGGGCGGUUGCUCACCGAAGCCGCUCAUGUUCGCGUAGGCAGCAGCAUGCUGGUGCGAUUCAGCAUCCGCAUGUUCAGCCUGUUGGUUUUCCGGGCCCAGCCAGAGGACACAGGCCUAUAUUUUUGUGGCACCCGUGAGGGGGACUAUUUUUAUGCCUAUGAUGUGGACAUCCAGAGCAAUAAAGAAAUAGUGGCCAGUUUCAAGGACAUGGCCCAGGAGCCGUUGCCGGAUGAGUACUAUGGAGGCCUCCAUGUCUUUACCACCUUCUGGGAGUGGACCCCCUGUGACCGCUGUGACGUGCGUGGAGAACAGUGGCGCUUUGGGCUCUGCUAUUUGCAGUACCCUGACCUCUCGCCACGCUACAUUAAGACUCGGUCCGACGUAGUGUCCUGUGGCUCUCGGGCUGUGCCGUGGAAACUGCAUCUCCAGACCAAGUAUCACACACCCGAGCUGCAGUUUCAGAGCUGUCUAGUGUCCUGUCAGAAGAGGAACAAGACCCGGAAGGGUGUGCUGGCAAUCUACAGUUAUGUGUCCAAACUGGGCAGCCGGCCCUGGGUGCCUCAGGUUCCCAUUCAAUUCCAUCAGCAGAGACUGGGUCACGGCCUCAUCAUCUCCUGUCCCGGGGCCCGACCAGAGCAUGCCGUGGCCUGGGACAAGGACGACCAGCCCCUCUACCGAGCCCAGUACUUAAAAGGUGUGAACAGGUCCAUGAGAGUUUUCAUCGACCACGGCAACCAUCUCCACAUCCGCUUCACCCAGCUGAGUGACCGGGGCAUCUAUUACUGCUGGCUGCAAGGGUUAAAAAUCGCUGGCUUCCGGUUGGGCGUAAUAACCCGAGGGCGCUACCCAGCUUCACUCUCAGACCCAGAGACUCGCACAGCCAUAGAGCUCACCCUGAUGGGCUAUCUGUUCAUCACCAUCGUCUUCAUCACCAUUCACCUCUGUCGUUGCUGUUGCCAAUCUCCCUGUUGUCCCAACUUCUCUGCCCAAACCCUUCUCUAGCUGUGACGACCAGUCAUGUUACAAUAUGUUUGUUAAAUGAUACCAGACGCUUAUGGUGGGCACCUUGGGCUGGGACACGUGACAGGGUGAUGAACAAGUCUACUAGUUACAGUCGGCCUCCUGGUUUCAUGGGAGAAGCCUGG
Messenger RNA from Mus caroli (Ryukyu mouse), 1628 nucleotides. RefSeq names its product family with sequence similarity 187 member A (gene Fam187a). The record is from RefSeq and is a predicted model, not a curated record. NCBI's taxonomy places the organism in Eukaryota, Metazoa, Chordata, Mammalia, Rodentia, Muridae.